Molecule: messenger RNA, 2431 nt
Organism: Lotus japonicus
Lineage: Eukaryota; Viridiplantae; Streptophyta; Magnoliopsida; Fabales; Fabaceae
Product: heat shock cognate 70 kDa protein 2-like
Exons: 2
Coding region: 264-2282 (672 amino acids)
Biological process (GO): protein refolding; cellular response to unfolded protein
Cellular component (GO): cytoplasm
Molecular function (GO): ATP-dependent protein folding chaperone; ATP hydrolysis activity; heat shock protein binding
Source: RefSeq, a predicted model, not a curated record
UCUCUCUUGCAUCUCUCUCUUCUAUCUCUCUCCUAACAAACAAAGCAUAAAAGAGAAAGUACAUCACAGCUUCCUUUCAAUCCAUAAAAUUAUAGGUAAAACAAGUCAAGGUCAUCUGUGACUGCGUGUGUACCUUAAGAAGCACUUUGUUCACUCAUCUUUGCAUUGACCUUAAAAAGACUUGGUUCUCAAUUCUCAUCGUUACAUUACAUCUUGUCCUUCUCCAAAGACUUUAUUGACCUGACUCUGCAAGCUAGAGAGAAAUGGCUGCAAAUGGUGAGAGAGUGGCAAUAGGAAUCGAUCUAGGCACCACCUACUCGUGCGUUGCAGUGUGGAGGAACGAUCAGGUUGAGGUCAUUGUGAAUGACCAAGGGAACAGAACAACACCCUCUUAUGUUUCCUUCACCCAGAACCAAAGGAUGAUUGGUGAUGCUGCUCUCAAUAAUGCUUCUACCAACCCAAUCAACUCUGUCUUUGAUGCAAAGCGGUUGAUUGGUAGGAAAUUCAGUGACCCCAUGGUUCAAAGUGAUAAGAAGCUGUGGCCAUUCAAAGUUAUUGCUGAUGAUAAUGACAAACCAAUCAUUGUUGUUAAUCACAAUCACAAGGAAAAACGUUUUCCUGCUGAGGCAAUCUCAUCCAUGGUCUUGGAAAAGAUGCGUGAGAUUUCUGAGGCUUACCUUGGAUCAAAAGUGAAGGAUGCUGUUAUCACUGUGCCUGCUUACUUCAAUGAGUCUCAGCGCCAAGCUACCAAAGAUGCAGGUGCUAUUGCAGGCCUCAAUGUUAUGCGAAUAAUCAAUGAGCCUAGUGCUGCAGCGAUUGCAUAUGGCGUUGACAUGAAAGCUUGCAUUCGUGGAAGGAGAAACGUUUUCAUCUUUGAUCUUGGUGGUGGUACUUUGGAUGUGUCUCUUCUCACGUUUGAGAUGGAAGAUAUCCAAGUUAAGACCAUUGCUGGAGACACUCACCUUGGGGGAGAGGACUUUGAUAAUAGAAUGGUGGACUAUUUUGUGAAGGAAUUCCAAAGAAAGAACAAAAUGGACAUCAGAGGAGACCCAAGAGCCCUUAGGAGGUUGAGAUUUGCUUGUGAGAAAGCAAAGAGGACGCUCUCAUGCAACACUCUGGCCACCAUUGAGUUAGAUUUCUUAUAUCAAGGUAUUGAUUUCUACUCAUCAAUAACUCGUGCAAAGUUUGAGGAACUCAACAAAGAUUACUUUCAAAAGUGUAUGGAGCUUGUGGAAAAGUGUGUAAUAGAUUCAAAGAUGGACAAGAGCAAUAUUCAUGAUGUUGUCCUGGUUGGCGGCUCUUCUAGGAUUCCUAAAGUGAGACAGCUACUGAUGGACUUCUUUGGUAGGAAGGAUCUAUGCAAUAGAAUCAAUCCUGAUGAGGCUGUUGCGCAUGGUGCUGCUGUUCAUGCUUCUAUAUUGAGCGGUGAGUUCAGUGAGAAGGUUCAAAGCUUGUUAUUGAGGGAAGUCACCCCUCUGUCCCUCGGGCUAGAGAAGCAUGGGGGUAUCAUGGAAACAAUAAUUCCAAGGAAUACCAUGAUUCCUACAACCAUGGACCAUGUAUUCACUACACAUUUUCAUAACCAAACCAAUAUCUUGAUUCAUGUUUAUGAGGGUGAGAGGCAAACAACUAGACACAACAACUUGCUAGGUAAGUUUGUACUGGAAAUUCCUCCAUAUCCUCGAGGUGUUCCUCAAAUCAAAGUAUGCUUCCAAAUUGAUGAAGAAGGUAUCUUACAUGUCUCUGUCAAGGAAAAAUCCAAUAGAAUUAACAUGAAGGUUACAAUAAUAAAUGACAAGGGAAGGUUGUCAAGGGCUGAAAUCGAGAGGAUGGUCAGAGAAAAUGAGAAGAACAAGGCUGAAGAUGAGAGGUACAAGAAGAAGGUAGAAGCAAAGAAUGCAUUGGAGAACUAUGCAUACAACAUGAGGAAUGCCAUAAAUGACGAGGACAUUAGUUCGAAGCUUUCCCUAGAAGACAAGCAAAAGAUCAAUGAUGCAAUUGAUUUGGUCUUGAAAUGGCUUGGUAUCAAUGAUGCUGCAGAACAAGAUGAUUUUGAGCGUUAUAGUAAAGAUCUUUCGAAGGCCUUUGAUCCAAUUAUGUUGAAGAUGAUAAAGGAUCUUUCCCCAACAGAUAAUGAUGUGACGCCAAGUACUGUUGGAAAUGAUAAAAUGAAACGCUGGUUACAAAUAUUGGCAAAGCAUACUCUCCAGGCAGUGUAUUCAACUCUUACUGGUGACAUUAUUGGGUUUGUUUGUACUGUGAUUGGUGAUAUUCUGCCCUAGUAAUUAGAGUUAAAACAUGAUAAAAUUUAAAUAGACCAAAUUGUAUCGUGGUUUGAACUUGUAUCUUAUAGUUUGAGGAAAAACCAAAAUGUAAUGAGAAGUGUAGCAGCUUGUUAUCAAAGCAGUAAAUUUCAUGUUGCAAGUGACAA